Molecule: messenger RNA, 3205 nt
Organism: Centropristis striata (black sea bass)
Lineage: Eukaryota; Metazoa; Chordata; Actinopteri; Perciformes; Serranidae
Gene: pald1a
Product: phosphatase domain containing paladin 1a
Exons: 20
Coding region: 376-2982 (868 amino acids)
Source: RefSeq, a predicted model, not a curated record
CAAAUCUGAACAGCUCCCAUCUAAACCUCCUCACACAGAGAGCUGCGUCCACCCCCUCUGCCUUCUCCUGCAGACUGCCUGUCUGGGAUCUGUCCUCGGUGAAGGACACAUUCACUGACUCGCUUUAUGAGGACGUCUUAAUGAUGCGAAACCGCCGUCUGCCGUAGUGUGAUCAGCGGGAAGAGACAGAUUGCCUCACAGAUCAGAGAGAGAGGGAUGCCGACAAGGAUGUCUGACUGAGACUGCUGCCUACCAGAGAGCUGUCAUUUUGGUUGUUGUUAACCCACUACUUCUGUUUUUUCACUGUGUUCCUCAGAGACUCAAACACCUCUUGGAUGGUGGACUGAUCAGCUGAAUGACAGCUGCUUGUGGAGCAUGGGUACAACUGCCAGCGCCGCGCCACAGCCUGUUUCCGUAGCAUCACCGCUUGAAAGUGUCCAUGGCAACGGGAUGGCCGACAGCAUGCAGUCUCUCAGCAUGAGCCCCUUCCAGACAGUCAACAUCCACAACAACAAGGCCAAGUCCAUUAUCACCAACAAAGUCGCACCUGUCGUCAUCACGUAUAACUGCAGACAGGAAUUUCAGAUUCACGAUGACAUCCUCAAGACCAACUACAAAGUGGGCCGGAUAUCAGACGCCAUGCCCGAGCACUACCUAGUGCAGGGGGAGUACUUCAUGGUCCAGGAUGUGUACAGCAAGGCAGAUGUUCUGAGCACCACGGGCAGCUACGGCGCGCCCAACUUCCGCCAAGUCAAGGGGUCCUACCCGCUGUAUGGGAUGGGUCAGCCGAGCCUGAACGGCUUCAAACAGGUCCUUCAGAGGCUCCAGGCACAAGGACAUGAGGAGGUUAUAUUCUUCUGUGUAAGAGAGGAGCCGGUGGUUUUCCUCCACAAGGACGACAACUUUGUUCCGUACACCCCCAGGAGGAAGGAAAACCUACAUGAGAACCUUCAUGGCCUGGAAAAGGAGGAGCUGGUGGAAAGCCUGGAGCUCACUAUCAGGAAGGAGCUCCACGACUUUGCCAAGCUCAACGAAAAUGUCUUCUACGUCUACAACGACAUCGAGUACUUCAAAGACGAGCCGCAGAAGAUCUCCAUCACGUGUGAGGAGGACAUCCAUGUGACUGAAGAGGUCUAUAAGAGGCCCAUGUUCACCAUGCCGGCCUACAGGUACUACAGAUUACCACUACCAGUGGAGGGAGCACCACUGGAAGAAGACUUUGACGCUUUUGUUAACAUACUCAGGGAGAGCCCCAGCUUGUCUCUGGGCCUCAAUGCUUCCCGGCCGCUACCCGCUCUGCUCUUCAGCUGCCAGGUCGGCGUCGGCCGCACCAACCUCGCCAUGAUCCUGGGCACGCUGGUCAUGAACCGCCUGAGGGGCGAUUCACAACCACAAGUUGAAGAGGCAGCUGCUCCAGAGCCCAAACCGCUGUUCCAGGUCAUCCAGUCUCUGAUCAAUAAGCUGCCUAAUGGACAGCAGGUCAUGCAAGAGGUUGACCAGGCUAUCGCCCUGUGUUCAGAAAUGCACAACAUAAAAGAAGCAAUAUAUGAGAACAAGAGUAAACUGGAAGGGAUCGGACAAGAUUAUCAAAUUCAGGGAAGCAGUACCAAAGACUACUUUCUCCACAGAACCAUGCAGAGCUUGGAGCGCUACUUCUACUUAAUUGUAUUUAAUGCAUACCUUCAUGAACAGUAUCCUCUUGCCUUUGUGUCCAACUUCAGCCAGUGGAUGUGCUGCCACGCGUGGCUCUACAGGUUACUGGCCUGCAUGGACCUGUCAGAGCUGUCUGCUCCGGCUGAGCUGGUCACCAGAGGAGCUCGCAUCCUGGUUGCUGAUGAGUGCUUGGCCCCUGAUGUGCUCAGCACGGUGAAGGAGAUGAAGGCGGUCAACUUCAGACGAGUGCCCAAGAUGCCUGUUUAUGGAAUGGCUCAGCCCACAUCAGAGGCUGCCGGAGCAGUUUUGGCCCAUCUGACGGACGAGAAGAGGAAGCACAGCCACGUGCUGUGGGUCAACCUGCAGGAGGAGCUGGUGCUGGAAGGAAACGGUCAGAUUUUUAUGCUGAGGGAGCCCUCGUGUCUGGACCAGCACAUUCCAGUCCCGACGUCUGACCCACUGCUAAUAGAGAAACUGGAAGUGUCUCUGAAGGAGGAGAUCCUGCGAGCUCAGAAGUGGCUCGAGGUGACGCUGGAGCAGGAGAAACAGAUGAAGAUGUUUAAAAGCUGCCUGACGGUCCAGGAGAUCUUCAGCCAGCACAAAAGCUCCCACCAGGGCCUCGUCUGCAAGCGCAUCCCCCUGUCGGACUGCAGCGCGCCAAAGGAGGAGGAUUUUGACAAGCUGCUGGAGGCCAUGAAGAGUGCCUUGGCUGAGGACUCUCACUCAGCGUUCGUUUUUAACUGCUCCAACGGCAAAGGCAGGACCACCACCGCCACGGUCAUCUCUGUUCUGACUCUCUGGCACUUCAAUGGUUUUCCAGAGUUUGCUGAUGAUGAGAUUGUGAGCGUUCCAGAUGCAAAGUACACAAAAGGAGAAUUUGAGGUCGUGAUGCAGCUGGUGCGUCUGCUCCCCGACGGCCACAGGAUGAAGAGAGAGGUGGACAUGGCUCUGGACUCUGUCAGCGAGACCAUGACCCCCAUGCACUACCAUCUGCGAGAGAUCAUCAUUUGCACCUACAGACAGAUCAAAAGUGGUAAGACGGAGAAGGAGAGUCAGCAGCUGCUGCUGAGGAGCCUGCAGUACCUGGAGCGCUACAUUUACCUCAUCCUCUUCAACACAUACCUGCACCUAGAGAAGAAAGACUCCUGGCAGCGCUCCUUCACUCUCUGGAUGGAACAGGUGGCUGCGAGAGCCGGAGUUUAUGACAUCCUCAACCAGCUGGGCUUCUCUGAGUUUGAAAACCCGAGGGACACGCCGCUGGCCAGGCUGCGCUGCCGCUGGCAACAGCAAAACAUUCAGUCACUUCCUUUCCGAGGGGAGUUCAUCUGAGAGAGACGAUCACUGUGAACACACCAAAACAGUACUGUGCUUUUCACAAUAAAAGACAUUUACAUUAACAUUAUCAUGCCUUCUAUAUUUACCCCUUAAUUAUGCAUACUUUCACUCCAUCUAUUGUUUUUCUCUUCUUUUUUUUCCAAAAAAACUUGUGAUGUUAACAUUUUUUAGAGUCUUAGCAAAAUGUUACUCCUAUAUUAAAAGUUGAUAUUUGUGC